ACUUCAUCACCAUGGACGCUAAACUAGCACUGAACUUGGAAGAGUUAGAAUCCCUUUUUACUGCGAAGAUGGCUGCUUAUGAAGCAAAGUUUGCUACAGCUUCCUUUGGCUCCUCUUCUUCUUCUGCUUCAACAUGCCUAUCUCAAGACUUUAGCGAGUUCAAAGGCUUUGUUUUGCAAGCUUUGUCAAAAUUCAAAACUCAACUAGAGUUACUGUCACUAGGAUUUGACAGGCAUGAAACUACAAUGCGGCGCAAGGUCCUCUUAAUCCAUGGUGUCCCAGAAGCCAAAGAUGAGAAAGCCGUUGACGUUGUUGCUAAAGUGUUCAAUGACAAUUUGAAGCAGUUGCGCGCGCGCAGUCGUAGCGAGCGGUCGAGCGAGCAGUUGACGCUUACGCGAUUUGGAAGUGAGAUGGUGGAAGAGGAUCUUGAAAUGGAGAGCGAGCAACAAGUUAAUAGGAUGGAGAAAGAGAAAAAUACGGAGUUAAGUAGAGAGCAACAAGUAUUACCGGAGAAAAGAAGUAGACAGGAAGAUGACGAAGAAGUAAUUGAAGACAGCAAGAGUGCGUUAUAUCAUAUAGCUCGAUGCGCCUCUGGUCGCAGAGGUACACCGAUAGCAUACGAGAUACUCUCUAAAAUUGAAGAACUAGCGGAGAAAGGAGUGGAUCUGAGGUUGCAAUGGGUUCCUUCGCACAUUGGGAUACGUGGUAAUGAGGAGGCGGAUAGAUUGGCGAAAAUUGGAAACAAUUUGAAGCUGAGUGAGCUGUCCAGAGAGAACAUCCAUGUGUGCCACCGAUUGGGAUCAGGCAAGCGUUCCAGACCAUUACUCGUGAGGUUCUUUACCACCGAGCAUCGCCACCUUGUUUGGGAUGCCAAGAAGUCACUUAAAGGUACAGGUUACACAAUAUCCGAAUUUCUUACUCGUAUGCGUCACCAAACGUUUAUCGCUGCACGCAAACGCUUCGGGAUGACUAAUUGCUGGUCGAGUGAGGGCAAGAUAGUUAUCAUCACUCCUGACAAAUCUCGUCACAAAUUGGAAUCCAUGGAGGAACUUCAAAAACUACUUUUAUGA
Molecule: messenger RNA, 1070 nt
Organism: Trichoplusia ni (cabbage looper)
Lineage: Eukaryota; Metazoa; Arthropoda; Insecta; Lepidoptera; Noctuidae
Exons: 4
Coding region: 12-1070 (352 amino acids)
Molecular function (GO): nucleic acid binding
Source: RefSeq, a predicted model, not a curated record